UGCUGCAGCUGCUGCUUUGCCAGUGGCAGUCGUCCCUGUGCAGUGUAAUCCCAGCAUCGUUGGAGCAUCCUGCAAUUGCUGGGCACUUGCAGCCCUCUCAGGAACCUCUUUCCUCUUCUCCGAGAGGCUGACUACUGUUCUUUCAAGGCUAGUCUUUGCAUCUCAUCACUGAAAAACUUGAAGUGGAAGUGAGAAGAGAAGCAUUUCCAUCCCUGCUUGUUUGCUGGAGCCAGUUUUCUAACAACCCAAGAAAGAUGAACUUUAAUGGAUAUUCAUAAACUCUCGGGAUGCUGAGUCAGGUAUCUUCUCGGAGUAUGGAAUUUGUAUGUAAACAAAAGUGGUAUCUUCAGCUGGGCUGUAUAUUGAUAUUGAAUUUGGUUUAUGCCAAUCUAGACUAUCAAAAAGAAACUUCUCUAAGCCUGGGUCAGAUUGACCAUCAGUGCUGGGAGGUGUCGUCCCAUGGGCUGGUGGAAAUGAAGAAACUGAAGGUAGCAGAUACAGUCAUUGCUCUCUGGGACUUCAUGAUGUUCCUGAAGGAAUCCCCUAAGCCCAAGCACAAUCAACUCUUCAAUGAUCUAGCCCAGAACUUCUGGGAUAUGUAUGUAGACUGCGUGCUCUCAAGAUCCCAUGGAAUGGGCAGAAGACAACUAAUGUCUCCCAAAUAUUCUUCCACAUACUCACAUAGAACUUUAGCAGGGUCCUCUUUCACCAACUCAUUUUAGGUCAAAAGAGGAGAAAAUGAAGAUACCUCAGCCAGGCAACACCAAAAUGAAGGAGCACAAAUCUGCACAUACUGCAGAUGUUUGGACAAAUCCAUUGGCAUGGUUCAAUCUUUUUCCUUUUCUCUAUAUAAAGUACUCAAUCACUGCUAAACUGAUAAGUACGUGAGCUCCCACAUUAUCACUUUUGCUCUCCUGUCUUGCAAUCUACCAAGGCUGCCUUCUUCCCACUGCAUGUGUGAAUGCUUUUGUGUUUUCAGUCAACUCCUUUGUUCUCUCACAUAAGAUUGUAAGCUUGAAGCAGUGUUGUAUUUUUGCAGAGGCUCAUCUCUUCCAAUAAUUCUCUUUUUUAAGAGUUAAUUUUGACGGAAACCCAAUAUAUUUUUAUACGUUAAGCAAUGAAGAAAAUGUCAACAAACAUUUUAUACAGUAUCUUGCACAUGCAAUCGACUUUACUUUUAAGAAUUGCAAGAAAGUGACAUCAAGCUAAAGAGAAAGAUUAUGCUCAUUGUAAUGU
Cuculus canorus (common cuckoo) is the source of this 1236-nucleotide messenger RNA. It is a transcript of the gene FAM237B, whose product is annotated as family with sequence similarity 237 member B. The transcript has 4 exons. The record is from RefSeq and is a predicted model, not a curated record. NCBI's taxonomy places the organism in Eukaryota, Metazoa, Chordata, Aves, Cuculiformes, Cuculidae. The coding region runs from base 288 to 722 and encodes 144 amino acids.